Apis mellifera (honey bee) is the source of this 6752-nucleotide messenger RNA. Its product is annotated as homeotic protein spalt-major. The coding region runs from base 841 to 6009 and encodes 1722 amino acids. Gene Ontology annotation, biological process: regulation of transcription by RNA polymerase II. The record is from RefSeq and is a predicted model, not a curated record. The transcript is spliced from 8 exons. Gene Ontology annotation, cellular component: nucleus. Gene Ontology annotation, molecular function: DNA-binding transcription factor activity, RNA polymerase II-specific; RNA polymerase II cis-regulatory region sequence-specific DNA binding. NCBI's taxonomy places the organism in Eukaryota, Metazoa, Arthropoda, Insecta, Hymenoptera, Apidae.
CCAGAGCCGCGGAUUUCGCGCGAGAUAUAGAACCAUAAACACACACAUACAUAUAUAUAUAUAUACAUACAUAUAUAUAUAUAUAUACACAGGUUCGCACACGUACGUAGGCCACGCACGCACGCACGCACGCACGCACGCACGCACGCACGUACGUACGCACGCAGCCAGGCAACUACGUACCACUCGGCCAGGCAGCCAGGCACGAACGAACGAACGAACGCACGCACGCACCCACGCACGCACGCACGCACGGACGCGGUGUCCCGCGUGGACAGACGGACAGAGUCGCUCGGUGGUACACGUGCGCACACACAGCCGGUGUGUGUAUCGUGGAUGUAGUAUACACGGGUAUAAAGAAAGGAAAAGGAAGGAAAAAAAGUUCAGUGUGUGACACGAAAUAGUGUGGAACAGAAAGAGAGUCGCGUCCCACGUGCCGUUUUUCGGAGAAACUCGAAAGAGAGAUUUAUUGCAAGUGCCCGCGGUGUUUCUUCCGGGAUGAUGAUGAUGGCCCGAGUGUGUUAUUACUGGCCAAGUUGAAACCGCCGCGUUUCAUCCGCAUGGGAUCGUUCAGGAAGUGGAUUAGCGCGCGCGGGGAGGUGUGGCUCCCUGACAGUGUCGAUGGUGAAGUACUACAGAACCAGUGAUUCGGUUAAACCGCGACCGGAAUCGCCGAGUGCGGAACCGACGAGGUCCUCGCCGUGGCGUGGACCGAUCGCGCGUCGGACCGUCUGAGCGAGAUUUUUUUUUUUUUUACCUACCUUACCCCCCGACACGCGCGCAAACCCAAACCGGAUCACCGAUCGCCAACAAUCGACAGAGAUCAACAGGCAAGAAGGGAUGUCACGGAGAAAGCAAGCCCGACCGAGCCGUGCCCACCUCGAGGAGGAUCUUGUCCAGGGCCCACUGCUGAUCAAUCCCGUUGGAAACGUGAACGUAACCCGAGAGGAAAAUGAUUUUACGUCGGAUGGAGAAGAGAGUGGCGGUGCAGGAGCUGGCGGAGACGAAGCCGUGGACCUCACGGCUGCCAGGUCUCAUCAAGGCGACGAGGAUGACAAGGAUCAGGAAGACGUUUUGGAGGAGGAUGAGGAGGAAGGCGUGGACGAGCAGGACGAUCAAGACGAUGACGAGGAAGGAUCGAGAAAGCAAAUGCACCAUAGGCAGGAUGCCGAGAAUAACAAUAAUUUCGUGGAUGGUGGGACGCCGGCCGGCUUGUUCCCACCGGCUGGAACUAGUCACGUCACCUUGGAAGCCCUUCAGAACACGAAAGUGGCUGUCGCACAGUUCGCGGCGACAGCGUUGGCCGGUGGCGCGGACACCGAGGCUGCCCUCCAAGAUUUGGCGCUGCUGCAGAGCACCCUGUACACCCUGCAGCAUCAACAAGUGUUCCAGUUGCAGUUGAUCAGUCAACUGCAGCAACAACUCUCCAUAACGCAUAAUCAAACGGUGCAACAGCAAGUACCGGGCGAGCCGUCGGACAGCAAAGAGAUAUCGCCGUCGCCGAUCAUUCAGCCCAAACCUUUGUCGAGCCUUACUUCGCCUCCCUCGUCGCGCCCGCCGAGCCACCAGCAAACCUCGCCAGCUCCGAUGACGCCCAACCUCGCCCAGGAACGGCCCACGCCGACCAGCAGCGCGUCCCCGUUGAACCUUCCCCUGGCUUCGACGAACGCGACAGGCACGACCGCGACCACCAGCGCCAGCAGCCAGGUGCCUAUGUCUCACCAGAUUCCGCCUCUCUGCUCGAUCAGUUCUUCCUUAGCUUCGUCGAUAAUAACCAACACCGAUCCCCCACCGUUGCACGAGCCGAAUACCCUGGAGAUGCUGCAGAAGAGAGCCCAGGAAGUUCUGGACAACGCCAGCCAAGGACUGCUGGCGAACAACCUGGCCGACGAGUUGGCGUUCAGGGGAGGGAAAGGCUCCCGCCUCUCCCCGUACGACUCAAAGUCCGGAAGCGGUCGCGGGGAGCCGUUCUUCAAGCAUCGUUGCCGGUAUUGCGGCAAGGUGUUCGGCAGCGACUCGGCGCUUCAGAUCCACAUACGAUCGCACACAGGUGAGCGACCCUUUAAAUGCAACGUCUGCGGCAGCCGCUUCACCACGAAAGGGAACCUCAAGGUCCACUUCCAGAGGCAUACGGCCAAGUUUCCACAUGUUAAGAUGAACCCGAAUCCCGUUCCGGAACACCUGGACAAGUACCAUCCACCCCUGCUACAGCAAAUCGCCUCUGGUCAGAGACCGAUGCCGUCCCCGCCACCGCCACCGCCCUCUCACCAUCCCUCCUUCCACCCGGCGGCGGCCCACGGUUUUUUACCCCCCCAGCCUCCCCUGCCGCUCAGCCUAGCCCUUCCCGGUAUGCCACCCCUGUACAGAUCGCCGGUUGUUGCUCAUCGGGACGAUCAGGACGUGCCGGAGAACUUGAGUAAACCCGUUACCACUGCCCCGACCACGUCCCCACAUUCCCCCGCGGUUGUGUCCAACUCUCGUCAUUCCUUUCACGACAAUCACCUCCACCAUCAUCACCACCACCAACAACAACAACAUCAACAACAACAACAACAACAUCAUCAACAACAACAACAACAGCAGCAGCAACAGCACCAACAUCAGCAUCAGCAGCAACAAAAGCAGCAACAACUCGAGCAAAGGGACGAGAUCAAGCUCGAGCACCGCUCGCCUAUGCAGGACCAGUAUCAACACCAACGGCCCACGAGUCACGAGCCCGCCGGAAGGAUAACGCCUAAGAAAGAGCCGGAGGAGACCGAGGAGCCGACGGAGGAGGAUAGCGAGGAUUUCGAAGAGACGACCAGACGGUAUUUGAAUUCACCCCAAUCCUCUGUCAAUCCACCCUCUCAACCGCAGACUUACGAAGACUGUAGCAUGGACAGUAAGAUGAGCGGCCGAUUAGAAGGUGACGCGGACAUGGAGGUCGACGAGGAGAUCGAGGAGCAACCCGAAAAUUUGUCCGGUCGGGGGACGAUUAAUCGUUUGCCGCAGCACAUUGUCGCGUAUCCCGGGGCAUCCCCCGCGAGCAGUAGCGCGAGCAGCGGUAGCCUUCAAACAUCCUUCGCGGGGAUUCUGUUCCCAGGGCCGCCCGCGCAUCACCAAAUACCGCAUCACCCGGCCCCGACCACGGUAAACGCGUCCGCCGUCAAUACGAACGAGAUGAUCGAUCCGGCCAAGGAUCCAGCCAUCUAUUCCAGCCUGUUGCCACGGCCGGGCAGCAACGACAACUCGUGGGAAAGUUUGAUCGAGAUCACCAAGACCUCGGAAACGUCCAAGUUGCAGCAAUUGGUGGACAACAUCGAGCACAAAUUGACCGACCCGAACCAGUGCGUGAUUUGCCACCGAGUCUUGUCCUGCAAAAGCGCGUUGCAGAUGCAUUACAGGACCCACACGGGCGAGCGACCGUUCAAGUGCAAGAUCUGCGGCCGGGCGUUCACCACGAAGGGUAACUUGAAGACUCACAUGGGCGUGCACAGGGCGAAGCCGCCGCUCAGGGUGUUGCAUCAAUGUCCCGUUUGCCACAAGAAAUUCACGAACGCGCUGGUGUUGCAGCAACACAUACGGCUGCACACCGGCGAGCCAACGGAGCUCAGCCCGGAGCAGAUUCAAGCCGGCGAGGUGAACGAAUUCCCGCCCGGUUAUCCGCAUCACCCGCUGGCAUCCUUCCUCCCGCAGGGCUUUCCACCCAUUCACCCUGCCGGAGCCGGCUUCCCCUUGACUUUCCCCCCGACACGGCAACAGGCGUUGGAAAGACAAGCCCAGGAGAACGACGUGGACGGGAAGGACGAGCCGCAGCAUCAGCAUCAGCAUCAGCAUCAGCAUCAGCAUCAGCAUCAGCAUCAGCAUCAGCAUCAGCAUCAACACCAGCACCAGCAUCAGCUUCAGCAUCAGCUUCAGCAUCAGCAUCAACAACAACAGCAGCAACAGCAGAGGUACACGGGCGAGGAGCACAGCGAGGAAGCGGAUGAUCAGGAUGACGAGGAGGAUGAUCGUAGGGAGGAAGACGAGAGGUGUGCCAUGAAUCGCGAUGGUCGUGGCGACGUGGAGGACGAGCAGGAUCGCGAGAGCGAGGAUAACGAGCACAAAGAGAUCUCUCUACCGAGUUUCUCCACUUCUUUGGCAGCUUUGGAGAACCAAGUUCGAACGAUCACGACGACGGCCACGUCGACGGCGGGGAAUAUGGCCAGGUCGCCCCCGUUUCAUCGGUACAACGGGAGCGAGAAGAGCAACAGCCCGAUGAAUUCGGGGGCCCCGUUGGACUUGACACCCCGGGCAUCGUCCACUCCCGCUUCGGUGGCUUCCGUGCCAACGCCACCUCCGCAAACCACGACCCAACACCCGCACCCGUUCGGCAUGUUCGCAGGCCUGCUGCAAGCGGUCUCAUCGUCGCCGUCUACCAGCAGCAUCGGUUCGUCGAGCAUAAACAGCGUGAGCUCGAUGAACGCCGUGACUCCUGGAAGCGGCGCCGCCGGACCCUUGGCUUCCCUGACCACGUCAGCCGUGUUGGCUGCCACGUCGACCUACAACCCGCUCGGCCUGGCUGUCGGAGGGCCAGCAGUGCGUGGAAACACCACAUGUAAUAUCUGCUACAAGACAUUUGCGUGCAACUCCGCGCUGGAGAUCCAUUACCGGAGCCAUACGAAGGAACGACCUUUCAAAUGCACCAUAUGCGACAGAGGAUUUUCGACCAAGAACGAUGGUUCCGGGCAGCAAGCAUGCGUCUGUGCGUCUCAACCGUUGCCCGCUAACAGUUCGAUCACUUCACCCGAUCCUCAAUUCGGAUCACCGUGCGCCAGUAGUCGAGAAAAAGCGAAACGCAGGCGGCGGCGGCGACCUGAGGAUCGGAAGAACCGGGGGCGGAAAGGAGCCGGAGGGGGGCGGGGGCUUACGCCUGUCUAUCCUGCCAUCCGCCUACCCCCGCUGAUGUCGCCCGCCCUCGGACUUCUACCCUCGGCGCACAGCCUCCUGGGAAACAUGAAGCAGCAUAUGCUGACCCACAAGAUCCGGGACAUGCCGCCCCAUCUGUUCAGCGAUUCGAAGCAACAACAGCAGCAGCAGCAGCAGCAGCAGCAACAACAACAACAACAGCAACACCAGCAACAGUCUCAGGAGCACGAGACCUCGAGAAGUCCUAUGUGCGCCGAGGACUCGAGCUUACCGCCGCCUCCGCCGCCUCCGCCGCCUCCUCCCCCGAUGCCCCCCACCUCGAUAGAGCAGAGCAUCGCCGUGAAGAGAUCUCCGCCCGAGGGAGAGCUGCCAGCGCCAAAGAGACCAGCCAGCGUGCCGAGCAAACACUUGUGCCAGAUUUGCAAUAAGAAUUUCUCCUCAUCUUCGGCGCUCCAGAUCCAUAUGAGAACUCACACGGGCGACAAACCGUUCCGAUGCACCGUCUGCCAGAAGGCCUUCACCACCAAGGGCAAUCUCAAGGUGCACAUGGGCACGCAUAUGUGGACCAACGGAGCUUCCCGACGAGGCCGCCGAAUGUCCCUGGAUCUGCCUCCCCUACCCAUCACCCCCAAGGACUCGGAAUUCCUCCAACGGCGGCCGGAUCUUUUCUAUCCCUAUCUACCCGCGCCAUUCCUUAACGGAGUACAGCAGAAACUGAACGAGAUCUCGGUGAUACAGAGUAACAACGGGUUACCGAGCCACUCGGUGGCCGCAGGCAAAUACGCGGGAUUGUUCGGCUCUGUGUACGCUGCUGGCGCCGGAUUCCCGCUGGACAAGCAGCCAAUGGCGGCGUCCAGCAACGGGCCCUCGUUGCUCGACGGCAAAUCCUCCAUUCCAUCCGGAUCCAUGCUCUUCCAGACACCGUCGCCCUCCCACUCGCCCGGCACGCCAGGCUCCAACGGGAGCAAUCAGAACAGCGCCAACGUGUCCUCGUGGACGGGUGACGCUCUUCAACACCACUUCGACCGAGAACCGCCCGCCAGGUCGGAAGGGAACUCGACGCCGCCAUCCGCUCGACUUCCGCCACCCCCCGCGGCCAGGGGUGAGGGACUGGCCACGUGAACCUCGUUAAACACCACCGAUAACGAAUACCCUUCUUUCUCGAGGCUUCACGUUUUCGGCGAUUGAACUCCGUCCUGGCUGUUACAGACGAGACAUAAGUAGAGAGAGAGAAAGAGACAGAGAUAGAGAGAGAGAGAGAAAGAGAGAUAGAGAGAGAUAGAGAAAAAGAGAAAGAGAGAGAGAGAGGAGUAAGGAAAAAGAGGAAAGGGAAACGUUGAUGAAGGAGCCGGAGGCAGUAGUAGUGUUGGUUUUCAGUGCAUUUCGCGAGCCCAAAGACUCGGGAACCGAACGUCCGACGACAUAUCCUUCUUGAUCCCCCAGAGCCAGAGCAGAUACCAUGUUCCUAUUGUCACACUAGUCUUAAACGCGUUCGAGAGAGGACCUCCUCCGCCCCCCCUCGCCCCCCGCCCCCUCCCCAGAGCAAGAGAUGGUCGGUCUGUUCGCCGUAUCUAUACCCUUGUUUCUGGCGAAUGUGGUCCGUUUUCGGAACUCUCCUCCCUCGCCCUCCCCCCUCCCCCCCGCCCCGCGACACGUGCUUUCGCACGAGGUACCGGCGGAUGUGACGCCUAGACUGAGCCCCCCUUUCGCACGGCCGCAAGACACGUGGCGCCACAACGCCGGCCCUCCAUAACUCUGACCGUCCAUGCGCGACAGUGAUGGUCACCUCACUCCUAGGUAUAUCGUACAUUAUUAUUAUUAUUAUUACUAUUAUUAUUAUUAUUACUAUUAUUAUUAUUAUUAUU